This is a messenger RNA of Zonotrichia albicollis (white-throated sparrow), 4344 nucleotides long. RefSeq names its product rap1 GTPase-GDP dissociation stimulator 1. Gene Ontology annotation, biological process: positive regulation of GTPase activity. NCBI's taxonomy places the organism in Eukaryota, Metazoa, Chordata, Aves, Passeriformes, Passerellidae. The record is from RefSeq and is a predicted model, not a curated record. Gene Ontology annotation, molecular function: protein binding; guanyl-nucleotide exchange factor activity.
AUAAGCACCUGGAAUUCCUUGGGCUUUGUGGAGAUGACACAGAAGCUGAAGAUCAGAUCCUUGAAAGUUUGAAUGGGAUUCUCGUGGCUAUUACUGAAGAUAAGCAGAGGUCCUUCCACCUACUCAGAGGGAGUGGGAUCUUCCCAACUUUGGCAAAAAUCCUGAAGGGCAAUCCACGAUGUGCAGUGAAAGCAGCCCACGUGCUCUCAGAGAUAGCCAAAAAUGAGGAAAUGAAGAUACCAUGUAUUGAAGCAGAUUUGGUUCUAGCACUGAUACCUUUGCUGGAGAGCACAGACCAAGAGAUGCUGCUGCACGCUGGGAGGGCCAUUGGCCGCAUCUGUUAUGAUAACCGCAGCCUUCAGGAAGAGCUGGUCAAGGUUGGAGUGAUCCCAUCACUGGUCCGAAUAUUAACUGAUUAUGCAGAGAGUGAACCCCUUGUCCACGUUGCUCUAUUGGCCUUGUACAAUCUGGCAGACCUUGAUUCAGCCAAGGAAGCUCUAAGCAUGACAAAAGUUGCUGAACAACUGGUGAAGCAGCUGAGGAGAGCAGAGAGCCAUGAGAGGUUAGAAAUUGUCUUUGAAGUCCUGCAAGCACUUGCAGAAAAUGAUGCUCUGAAAGUGCAGUUGGUGGAUGCAGGUGUGCCAGAGGUGCUGUCUGAGAUCCUGCUGAGGCUCCAAGGCAGUUCCCAGGCUGAAGAUACAUGCAUUGUGAAGGCUGCAUCAGAUCUCAUUGUCUCUCUGCUCCUUGGAGAUGGGAACUGCCUGCGUCUGUUCCAGCUGGGGGUGAUCCACCAGCUGCUGGACCUGCUGGAGAAACACGUGCGGAGUGGGGACGCCUCUGUCCAACAGGCUGCGCUCAGCGCCCUGCAGAGCCUCGCUGUUCCAGUUGUCAGCAAGGUUCAGAUGCUGGAGGAAGGCGUUGCCGAGCGGAUCGAGGCGCUGCUGAGGUCAGAGAGCCCUCCUGUGCAGUUCAAACUCCUGGGGACACUACGCACACUAGCAGAUGGCCAAGCGGAUGCAGCUGAACUCCUGGGGCAGGACCCGCUGCUGCUCGACCGGCUGGUGCAGUGGUGCAGCGGCAGCGACCACAGCGGCAUCUGUGGGGAGGCCAACCGGCUGCUGGCAUCCAUCCUGCACCACAACAGAUCCCAGGAAGUGGUCAAAGCCAUCCAGGCAGCACAAGGAGUGAAGCAUCUGGUUUCCAUGACAACAAGUGAACAAGAUGCCAUGCAGAAUGAGGCUCUGAAUGCCUUGGCAAUAGCAUCUGCCAUUGAUUUAGAUACUCUUGAAGAAUCUUUUAAAGAAUCACAGCUAGUUCAGAGCUUACACAAACUUCUACGAGAUGACAACACAAGUCCUGAGGUGAAAUACAAUUCAAUGGGCCUUUUGUGCAGACUUCUUAAUUCAGGUGAUCUGAGACAAGAAAUAGAAGAGGACAAGAUCAAAGACACCCUUGAGCAGCUCUGCAGUCACAGCAAUGCAGAUGUGGUCAAGGGAGCCAUCACAACAUUAGAGGUGUUGAGAGGAGAGACACCCCACUAAUGUCCCCUUCUCCCACAAGGCAAGGCAGCUCUGCUGCUGAGGCACACACCACCAGCUUUGCAACUCUUGCAUUUGUCAUGCUGCUGCAGAACCAGCACUGCUGAAGCCCAGGUGCAGCUCCUGCUUUGAAAUCCUCCUCAUUAGCACAUCUCUUUGGCCUGAUACUUGCACCACUGCUGCUCCUCACUGAGCCACUAACACACAGCAGCAGGAAAAAGUCCUGUCAAGCAAAUGGGGUUAAGAAACAUCACAGGACAAACAUCAGGCAAUUGCCACUUGUUAUACAUUUUCAAGUGGCUAGGUCUUGUGAGAUUAGGAUACACACUUGUAAUUUUUCUUCUAUCAAUGGGACUAUAAAAUAAUGAUAAUAAAAGCCUUAAGCUUUUAUCAUGCAACCUGAAACAUGAGUUAGAUUAAAGCUGGAGCUUAAACAAUGCAAAGGGAUAACUGGCACCAAUGCAACAUCUGAAUGAAACACUUUGUGAAUGACACUGUAAGCCCAACUGUUAGGUGAACAUGUCAAAACCAAAACUGUCUUUAAGUUAGCUCUCCCUUCAAUCUCCAAUUUUAAAGCCCAUCUCUGAAACUGUACCUGCUGCUGUCACAAGUUACAUUCCUAAAUAUUUGAGGCUAUAGUCUUGUCCUGACUUCAGAGUUGCACCGACUGGAAUGAGACUCUGCAGAAGCAAAGUUUACAAGAAACCACAGUCAGUGAACACACUUGGACAAGCCAGUCAGAAAUUACAAGUGGGCAGGGGUGAGGACGUAGAGGCAGCCAGCAUUCCACUACCACCCAUAACAGAACCUGGGUUUAACUUUAGAUAAUGGAAAAAAAGAAAUGUAGUAAAACAAAUGUCUCUGAACAUUUCUGUGGAAUCCUUUUGUGUUUAAAAAGGUCACUAGAUGAGAAGGUAACAGAUUUAUUCCACAACUUGUUCUUAUGGGAAAUUUUUUAAGCAGUUGAAGGUACAUUGCAGCGUCAUGCUGUCCAGACCUAAAAGAUCAAAUUCAAAACAAUGAAGUAGUAGAGACUGAAAAGCUUAGGAGCAAUUACUUUUUUUUUUAGCCAGCAGAAAAGCUAUUGGGAAAAAAUAAACAAGCACUGAUCUUCAGAAACCUAUUAUAAAGCAGACUAUUUAGAAGUCAACAAGGCUUCAUGUUCUCAGUUUGAGAACAACUGGCUUGUGUCUGCAAACAAACAUGACAGCUUUGUUCCUGAAAAAGCUUUUCCACUUGCAAAACCCAGUAGCACUACUUAGCCCAUGACACUCAUCACCAAAUAUCACUCUCAGGAGUGGCCUUGAAAAAGGGAAUUUCAUAAAACCACCCAAGAGAAGUGACACUUGUUGAGUAACACAUAGGCAAGUUUUGAUCACAUAAUAGGAGAAAAGAAAAACAGCACUGUUAACUUUUUUUGAUGUCCAGAGAUUGAACAGUUACUCUACACCAUUCUGCAGCUCUUCACUUGUUCAUGGCUUUCCAUUAAAAAUGCAGAGAAAAACAUCAGUCUCAUCUAUUAUUCAACAACUUGAACUGUAAAGAAAAAAUAUAAAUAAUUAGUUUCAGCAAAAUACAAAAAUAAGCACCCCUGGACUUCCACCAUUUCUGGGUUAUCCACAAACUGCAGUCUCAGUAGCCAGUCUAAACCUUCAAGAGUGAAAUAUUAGUGACUGCAAGCAACAAAUCUCAGGAAUCAAACUCCAGGAGUAGAAAAUAUUGAAUUUUAUUUAAUCAAAUUUAAGGCUUGAGAAAAAAUAUAUUGAAAGUCACUCAAAACAGCCAUCUCAGAAGAGGAGACAAGAGCUCCCCUCCUGGUGGCUGAACAAUGUUCAAGCUGCAUGACAAUGCACAGGCAGUAAGGGGAAGAAAGAGGGAAGGAUGGGAUGGGGAUACAAAACCCAAGGCAAUUCUACACCUAAAUCAAUGGCCACAUCGAGCUCCAUGGACUGGGAGCACAAGUCUGUCCACAUGGCACUGCAUGAGCUCACCACAGCUAAAGAUCUCUUGGGAAGAAACAUUCAGGCUUUCACAAGGCAACCCAAGGUCCUUUGGUCACUGCACUUUUUUCAGUGCUUAUAUUCAUCCUCCUCUUCAUGUACAGGGAAACUCUGUCCAAAUGCAGUUAUAUCAAUAACACCAGAGGCAGCUGCACUGUAAAACACACUGACACAUACAUACAUUGGUUAACAGAAAUAAGUUGUGCUCAUGUCUGAGAAAUAAAAGAUAUCACAUUGAAGUUUGCUUCUCUCAGUCCAGUUCUUCAAGUCUGACCUCUUUUGACAUCUUCAUGAAAAACCUUGGUUCCACUGUAGUGUUGGUGAACUUGUUCCAAAUGCACCCGCUGAAAUCUCAACAUCAACAAUGUAUCAGACCUCUCCUUGAGAUCACUGAAUUCAUUUUCCUUUGAGGCUUCAGAGGCAGGCUCACAGCCAGCCGUUUUUGCUGACAAGACUUUUUUUAGACCAUAACCUAAAUCUUUAGCCAUGAAGUCACUGCACAUCCACAGAGAAGGUGCUAAAUAAAACUAAGCAGAAAGUGUUCCCAUUACAAGUCUGAAAUUACACCAGCCACCUAUGGGUGUACUUCAGCACACAGAGGGGCAAAACAACCUAGAGCCCCAGGAUUUAAAAAAUUACACUGAAUAAGCACAGAGAAGUUUAUCCACAGUGGCAAAAAAGACAACUCACUCCAUGAAUUUAUAGGUCCUCAAAUAAGUUGAACUUCUCUCAAAUUCAGUUCCAAAUAACUGAAACACUGAUACAAAGGCUGGUGUUAAUAUGGCCAAAGCCAUUAAGAAUGAACU